Molecule: messenger RNA, 1365 nt
Organism: Lentinula edodes (shiitake mushroom)
Lineage: Eukaryota; Fungi; Basidiomycota; Agaricomycetes; Agaricales; Omphalotaceae
Exons: 6
Coding region: 1-1365 (454 amino acids)
Source: RefSeq, a predicted model, not a curated record
AUGUCCUCCAACUAUGGAUAUCUGCCUGGAAGCGUCAAAACCACGGCUUUUCAAAAUCGUAAUAAGCCUGGUGGUGUCUACGACAAAAUCGCUACUGGAUUUGCGAAAAUGGGCGCUAACGCAAUAGCUAAUGCCGAACUGAAUGAGGACUUCUUCCGCUUCAACUUCGGUCAGGCGUGGUCAGCUAAUUAUUCUUUUCGCGGCAUUGAUUCUAAGCAAUAUACGGGAAACGUAUUCGGUGAAAUUGUUGGGCAAGCGUAUGGGACACACAUAGGUGCUCAAGGUAACCACUUUAUUGGCAACGAUCCCGCCAAGCCUAAGUUACUCGAUGACUAUACGAAGACAAAAUGCACGAUUGCUUUGGGUUGCCCUAGUUUCGCGACGCCUGCAGUAUCAGAUUUAUUCUACAACCAAAUCUGCACAUUGAGCAGCGUCCGGGAUGCUGACAAAGAAGAAGAAACACGCUCUGACUCGAUGGUCAUUCCGAAAGAAAUGGUCAAAUCCUUUAGACCGGGUGGGGAAUUAGACGGGAUUGUUCUUACCGGCCCUCCGUUGUACACGGUACUUAAACGGAACACAAACUCUGACAAUUCAAACUCCUUCUCGCCCACCUCACCAACGAAAAGAAAUCUCAGAAAGCGUAACUGGUCUGCAUCUAAUGACGGCGAGGCCCAAGAUCAAGAAGACAUUUCUCCGCUCGACAGCUCACCAACCGCUUUGAUUCUACCAACCUCCCAACAAAUAUACGUUGGUGCGGAAUAUGAUCAUCGUUUAAUGCCCGAUUUCGGUGGACCAGUAUUCGCAAUGAGGCAAGCGAAAUUAAUUCAACCUCAAUGGACCAAUAUCAACAACGACCUGAUUGUCCCCUGGGAAUAUUACAACUAUCUGAGAGCCGGAACUGUCGUGGUCGCUACGAUUUGCAUCGAAGUCUUUGUCAUGCCGGCUGGAACUGGUAACAAUGCAAUAAGAAAGAUCUACCAUGCAUCCAUCACUUCCCUCAGAGUCGUUGCCGAAUCAGAUCUUGUCAUAUUACCUCCCACACCGUUUAUCAGAAAGAAAACGUCGGAACGACAACCUGAGCUUUCUUCUUCAGCGACGACGGCUUUGGCCGCAAUCGAUUGGGCAGCGUCAUCAACCCCUCCCAGUACUUCUGGCUCUGAUCACACACUAGACGAUUCCAACGACAAUACGGAAGGUAAUCUGGAAAAAACUGGGCAUAUCACUGAACGAAAGGAGGCUCCCGAUGUAACUGUGGAAUCAAGUACGACAAUGGAGGAUCCGACUGUAAUCAAUAAUGGCCAAAAUGCCUUUGAGAAUCGCAUCGAUCAUAUUGGGGAAAGCAAAAAAAAGAGGGCAAGAAAGUAA